Molecule: messenger RNA, 528 nt
Organism: Lichtheimia ornata
Lineage: Eukaryota; Fungi; Mucoromycota; Mucoromycetes; Mucorales; Lichtheimiaceae
Exons: 4
Coding region: 1-528 (175 amino acids)
Cellular component (GO): mitochondrion
Molecular function (GO): thiosulfate-cyanide sulfurtransferase activity
Source: RefSeq, a predicted model, not a curated record
AUGAGUUUGCCUACCCUCUUGAGAGCCACUUGUUCCAAUGUCUUACGCCAAAAUAUCCUGCGACACCAACCUCGUGUUAUUCGUAAAGCAGCAUCAGUCGCAUUGUCGAGUCAAUUGAAGCCGAUCGCUUGGCAACGCAAUGCAUUGGUUGCAACGCGUCGUUUCACUUCAGCUACCGAGAAUAAUACUGUUGACUAUGAAUACAUUCAAACGAUCAUAAAAGACAACAAGCAGAACACCCAUCUUAUCGACGUCCGAGAGCCUAAUGAAUUGUUGCAAGGGUCCAUCCCAUCGGCAAAAAAUGUUCCCUUGAGCAAAUUUCUCGUAGCAUGGAGUAUGUCAGAAGAGGAUUUUGAGGAUGAAUUUGGAUUCGAAAAACCAAGCGACGGUGACGAAGUUGUUCUUUACUGCCAAGCUGGUAUCCGAUCCAACAAAGCGGCAGAUUUCUUGCGUGAGAUUGGAUACAAGCGCGUAUUCAAUUACCCUGGAAGCUGGGCGGAUUAUGCCGAGCGAACCAAAUCUGGAUGA